This is a messenger RNA of Rhodamnia argentea, 1307 nucleotides long. Its product is annotated as rust resistance kinase Lr10-like. Gene Ontology annotation, molecular function: ATP binding; protein kinase activity. The transcript has 3 exons. The record is from RefSeq and is a predicted model, not a curated record. Gene Ontology annotation, biological process: protein phosphorylation. Lineage: Eukaryota; Viridiplantae; Streptophyta; Magnoliopsida; Myrtales; Myrtaceae. Bases 1 to 1134 code for a protein of 377 amino acids.
AUGGUUUUCGAGGAUAAUGGAAAAGUUAUCGAUUACCUCCUCUUCUUUGUCGGCGAGCUUAUGCUGAUGAUUUCGCUCUGUGGCAUCGUGCCAUUCAUUGUUGUGAAGUUCAUCGUGGGAGCCCCAUGUGUGAUGAUGUUGCUAAUACGCAAAUGGAGGAGAAGGCACUUAGCAAUGGAUCAAAAUGUUGAAGAAUUUUUGCAGUCCAACAAUAACUUCUUGCCAAUACGGUACUCUUACUCAUACAUCAAGAAAAUCACGGGCAAUCUCAAGGACAAGCUAGGCGAGGGAGGAUACGGUUCCGUUUUCAAAGGAAGACUCCGGAGCGGCCGCGAGGUGGCUGUGAAGAUUCUGAAGAAGGGGAAAGCGAACGGGCGGGACUUCAUCGGCGAAGUGGCUACCAUCGGAAGAAUUCACCAUGUUAAUGUGGUUGGACUUAUUGGGUUUUGCUUCGAGGGCUCGAAACAAGCUCUUGUUUACGAUUUCAUGCACAAUGGGUCUUUGGAUAAGCGCAUUUUUUCACGAGGACAAGUGACUACCCUUGAUUGCAACGAAGUGUACAGGAUUGCUCUUGAAGUGGCUAGAGGGAUUGAGUAUCUUCAUCGAGGAUGCGACAUGCAAAUUCUACACUUUGAUAUUAAGCCUCACAACAUUCUUCUCGAUAGGGAUUUCAACCCAAAAAUUUCUGACUUUGGGCUUGCCAAACUGUAUCCCACGAACCACAACACCGUAUCUAUGACUGCCGCAAGAGGAACUUUCGGAUACAUGGCUCCAGAGCUGGUCUACGGGAAUCUCGGGGGCAUCUCCUACAAAGCCGAUGUUUACGGUUUCGGCAAAUUGUUAAUGGAAAUGGCCAGUGGAAGGAAGAAUCUGGAUGCAGAAGCAGAGUAUUCGAGCCGGAUUUACUUUCCUUUAUGGGUUCAUGACCGAAUCAGUGAAGGAUUGGACGUUCCGGGGGAGCAAGUUAGCCAGGAGGAUGGGAGUCUUGUAAAGAAGAUGAUAAUAAUUGCUCUUUGGUGCAUUCAAUUGAAUCCGAGCAAUCGUCCUUCGAUGUAUAAAGUCCUGGAAAUGCUGGAAGGAGAAGUAGAUGACCUACGAAUGCCUCCGAAGCCACUCUUUUGUCCAGCAGAAUAAUCAACAAGGGAGGAUGGAACUUGGACUGACAAUGCCCAAGUGACUAGUUCCACUUCAACAGCUAGUGCAAUAACUUAAGAAGAUUCUCAUCCUUUGCAUUCCAGUACUAACAUUACACAAGCAUAGACACGUAUUGAAUGAUGUUUUAUGCGUACCUCCCCCUUUCAUUACCA